AUGGCCAGCGAUGCGACGCGACAUCGGGCUCGGAUCCUAUGUGCGACUGCGGUCAUACUCAACUGCUUGACUGCCGGGUGUAAGUCCAGUCCUCGAUCUAUUCAGCAUCGUCCCGAUCGGACCGCCGGUGAUCGAGCGGCGCGAGCUGACCUUUCCCCCCACUUGCAACUUGAACGUGUAUCUCCCCCACUCCUGCGCUCAUCUGCACCCUCAAAGCCAUCUUCACCUUCCCAUUGUUCGCCCCGCCCCUUGCACGUACCUUAGGUCUCACGGGGGCCCAAACGAACGCGCUCGCAUCAGCCUCGAUUCUCGGUGAAUACGUCAGCGCCGGCGUGUUCGGUGCCUUGACGGACCGGAAAGGCCCCGGCGCGACCUCAUUCGCCGCGGCGUGCUUGUUCGGAUUGGGUUAUGGAUUGUUGGGAUCGAGAUACCUCGUCUCGGCCAAGAUGGCCAGAGAGGGGAUCGAGUUGCCUCAAGGCCAAUGGAUCGUGCGUUUCCUUCCUCACUCGAGGGACAAAAGUUCCCGAAAAGGAAAAGUUGCGCAGACUUUGACCUGUUCAUUCCUUUGUCGCCGCCGCGCAGUUCCUUUGCGCUUACUACUUCUUGGCAGGAGCUGGAACCGCAGCGUCCUACUUUUCCGCCAUCAUAGCAGCGACCAAGUCGACUCCAUCUCGGCACUCCGGUCUAGGUCCGUUCUUUCGCGUCGUCCCCUCCCACCUCGCGCCAGCACUGACCUCGUGAGCUUGCCAACACAGCCAUCGGACUGCCAUGUUCGAUCUUUGGACUGUCACCUCUCUUCCUCUCGACCCUGGCCCCUUACUUCACGUCUCGAGCCUCCGAGCUGACCCGUGUCAAAGGCGUCAAUGAAGAACUCGAUCCCGGCAAAUGGCUGCUCUUUCUUGCUGGCUUCCUCUUCCUCGUCAACCUCUACAGCUCGUUCACGUUGAAGGAGAUCCCUUGCGAAGAAGUAGUCGAUCUUGCCGUGCAAGACUCGGGGACGGGCUCGAUCGAAGAAGACUCGGGCAAUACGCCGAGCGAACAUACUCGAUUGCUUCCGUCGACGGUUCUAGAUCUCGUAAGGAACGACGAGGAUGACAAAGCCCCCAUGCGCCAGUCGUUCGGCACUCUGCUGAGUACACCCACCUUUUGGCUAUUUGGAGCUGUCAUAUUCUUGGCAACUGUAAGUCGAGUAAUCAUAUCUUUUCAAGUCGAACCCUAACUGAUCCGAUUAGAGCCACUCUUCAGGGCCCUUGUGAGAUGGUCAUGGCGUCCUUGGGCGGAAUUGUCGAGUCGCUGCUGGGCGUCCACACCCUUGGCGAGGGAUCGUCGUCGAGCUCGAGCUCCAAGGCUUCGACAAUCUUGGUCGCGCUCGUCUCGUCCCUGGCACUCCAGGGUGCCAGCGACACUCGAGCCCUAGCGUUGCGCAGACUGCACGUCCAGAUUCUGUCGGCGGCCAACACCAUUUCGCGGCUCUUGAUUGGGUUUUUGUCGGACUGGCUGUCGUACGCCGCUGCGCCUCUCGUAGCGGACGAAAAUUCGCCUCCCGGCUCCCCUCGACCUGCUUCGUCGAUCCAUCCCCGAUCAUGGAAACGUCGAAUACAGCUCUUGUUCCACGACCGACCACCACCUCGCGUCUCGCGACUCUUUUUCCUCGUCCUAUCCUGCGUCGUGCUCGCUCUGUCCUUCUUCUACGCCUCUUCGUCGUUGUCGGAACCUUCGGGCCUAUGGAUCUUGACCAUCUCCGUAGGGUCGUGCUACGGACUCGUUUUCACCCUCGCACCGGCGAUCGUUCGAGCCGUCUACCCCAUCUCGGACUUUGGACGCAACUGGGGCGUGCUGUCGUUGUUCUCGGCCUGCGGUGCGAGCUUGUUCACGCCUCUGUUUGGGGUGCUAUUGGAUCUGCAGAGGGAAAAGGAAGGGAUCGCUGUAUGCGUGGGUAGGGAAUGCUUCGAAAAGAUCUUUGUACUGAGUGGGGUUAGUGAGGUAUUGGCGUUGGCGAUCACGUUCGUGUUGUGGAAAGGAUGGUGGAAGGGGAUCGUGUGA
Messenger RNA from Microbotryum saponariae, 2043 nucleotides. The record is from the annotation of a GenBank genome assembly. NCBI's taxonomy places the organism in Eukaryota, Fungi, Basidiomycota, Microbotryomycetes, Microbotryales, Microbotryaceae.